AAGCGGAGGAAGAGGAGGACCGCCAUCGCUGCCCGCUCCGGGGGCAAAGGCCACGGGAAGAAGGCGAAGACGCGUUGCAGCAGGAAACCCCUACACGUCAACUUCAAGGAGCUGGGCUGGGACGACUGGAUCAUCGCCCCGUUGGAUUACGAGGCGUAUCACUGCGAGGGGGUCUGCGACUUCCCCCUGCGCUCCCACCUGGAGCCCACCAACCACGCCAUCAUCCAGACCCUGAUGAACUCCAUGGAUCCGGAAUCCACCCCCCCCAGCUGCUGCGUGCCCUCCAAGCUCAGCCCCAUCAGCAUCCUCUACAUAGACUCCGGGAACAACGUGGUGUACAAACAGUACGAGGACAUGGUGGUGGAGACGUGCGGCUGCAGGUAGCAAUUUCUGCGGCUCUUCCCCACCCCACCACGCCCCAUUUUAUAUAUAAAUA
Meleagris gallopavo (turkey) is the source of this 436-nucleotide messenger RNA. NCBI's taxonomy places the organism in Eukaryota, Metazoa, Chordata, Aves, Galliformes, Phasianidae. The record is from RefSeq and is a predicted model, not a curated record.